Molecule: messenger RNA, 168 nt
Organism: Emiliania huxleyi CCMP1516
Lineage: Eukaryota; Haptophyta; Isochrysidales; Noelaerhabdaceae
Exons: 2
Coding region: 1-168 (55 amino acids)
Source: RefSeq, a predicted model, not a curated record
AUGACAGAACCCUGCAACCCUCCCGGCCCCGGCCCCCUUAUACAGGUCAGGCCCGAAGGCUCAUCGGCCGACUCCUCUGCCGGCGCUGCCGAGUGCUCCCCGCCAAGCGCUCAGACCAGUGGCGGCUUCUCGGGCGCACCCGAGGCCGACGGCAUGCACACGACGUAG